CCAACCGCCCACCCCCUCACCCCCAACACAUACUGCCUCCUCUCCAGGAAAAGGAAUGCUAAGACUUCAGAGGCUUCCUGCCCCCCUCCCCUUGGGGAGGGUUCAGGACCGCAGAGAUUAUAUAUUUGGACAAAAGGUGGGGCAGUAAAGUGUAAUGGUUAGAGAAACCCCAGCCCAGGCUUAAGCUGCCAGCAUGAACUAACUCCCCAUUUCCUGACCUCCAGGGGGUGCCAUUUCUCUUGGUCUUUCCCCCAGAUAGCAACAAGUCAAACUGCAUGUCUACACUCACUAGUACUUUGCCUCUGGGUUUACACAACCAUCAUGAGUUAUUUAUUGGCUGCAGAAGGACAUGUCUGCACACCCCCACUGGAGUGGGGGAGUGGAAUGUGCUUCUUGUGGGGGAGGGGGCCUGCUUUGGGUGAGUCUUUAUCCCAGUGUGGACUUUGUGAUUGAAAAGACUCCCAGAGCAGAUUAAAGCCCAGCCCUUGAUUGCUCUAAGGAAGGGCCUAAGGAGUUUCAUCCCACCUUUUUUCCUUCCUAGUACAUCCCAGAAGAGAAAGCUCCUUCCUAAUCCUCAUUCUGAGGAACUUGAGCAGCUGCCUCAGGCCUGGUGGAAUCAUCUCUCCCUUUCCCCCUUAGCCAAAGGCUGAGUUAAGGGACAGACAGGGAGCUGAGCUGCAGCUGCUUCCUAUGUGAUAAUGAUGCCCCCUCCCCUGGCCCGCCCACUCUGACCAAGGUCUUUCAUAACCCUGUGGGGAGCUGCUGUCAGUCCUGUGGUUUGGGAAGUGGCUCCCUGGGCCUCUUGCUGGGAACUUGGGCUGGGUUCUUCCGAGGCAGGGCAGGAAAGUUACCAGUUCUCUUUUCCCAAAGCCUGGAGAGGUGAGGGCGCUGCUUGGAUCUGGAAGAGGACUGGGAGGUGCUGGUCCUGGGGAAGCUCAAGUGGGACCUGGCUGCUGUGAUUGCCCAUGAUUUCCUGGCCCUGAUCCUGCACCGGCUGUCUCUGCCCAGUGACCGACAGGCCUUGGUCAAAAAGCAUGCUCAGACCUUUUUGGCCCUCUGUGCUACAGAUUACACCUUUGCCAUGUAUCCGCCAUCCAUGAUUGCCACCGGCAGCAUUGGGGCUGCAGUGCAAGGCCUGGGUGCCUGGUCCACAUCCGGAGAUGAGCUCACAGAGCUGCUGGCAGGGAUCACCGGCACUGAAGUGGACUGCCUUCGGGCCUGUCAGGAGCAGAUUGAAGCUGCACUCAGGGAGAGCCUCAGGGAAGCCGCCCAUACAUCCCCCAGCCCAGCCCCCAAAGCCCCCAGAGGCUCCAGCAGCCAGGGGCCCAGCCAGACCAGCACUCCCACAGAUGUCACAGCCAUCCACCUGUAGCGCCGGAGAGGCCCCCUCCAGUGGCCACUGACAGCAGAGGGGACACUGCCACCCUCCCUCCCUGCAGGAAUGAACCACGCCACAUCUGCCACAACUGAAGUCUGAGGGGGCUCCUUCCAUUCGCCCUUCGCUAAACAGAAGGGGGCAGGUCCUACCUAUCCUUGCGGUGUGCACUAAGGGGCCUGGCCAGCCAUGUUUGGGUGGCUAGUCAGGCCCCUCCUUCUCUGUGCCUCUGACCAGCUCAGCUCCUCCCGGUUCUGGCUGGGGGGGGGUGUCAGGCUGCUCAGAGACAAAAUUCAAGUAGGUAGUUACAGGCACCAGCAUUCCUUUCUGAGGCCCCUCUAUCUUGGGGCUCUCGUGUUCUCAACUGCCAAAAUGCCCUGGUGCCUCAUAAAGGUGCUGCACCUUCUAGAGUCGCUGCAUUUGGAUUGGGGUCUUUCUGAAGAAAUUGCCAAUAUUCUGAGGGGACAGCUCUUCUCAACACACUUUGGACAACCCUGCAUAAUCCAUGCUCACAGCUACUCCCAGAGGGAGGGGCCCAGGCCUCUGGUCAGAGAUUCAAGAAUCAACCAAUUCCUCUUUGCUUUGCUUUCCACUCAGCUUCUGUGUGAUUGAGGGGGGUCAGUGCUGAAGGAAAAGGUUUUAAUUUAUUAAUUGUAUUGGAUACAACUGUAAGAGGGUGUGGUGGGGCCCACCUACCCCACAAGUGGUGGUAACCCUGGUGGUUGCUGCGUCCCUCCCCUCUGCUACUGGCUAGAGGAUCUUUGUGAUGGAGGAGCUGCUACAGCCUGGGGAGGGGCCAGGCCCUCCUCUCCCUUUGGCCCUCUGCCCCAUCCUUCAGUGGGGGAUGAAGCAAGGAUGACCUGAAAGUGACUAAGCCCCCUAUCUGGAGGGAUGCAAGCCCUGUUGACACAGGUCUUUCUUAAGGCGACAAGGUCCAGGCUGCUGGCCCAGGACCAUCAUGCUACCUUAAUAAAGAUUGUGGAAUAAAACCGGCCUUGGCUUCUUGGAUUGGUUGGCGGUGUCGGUAAAAGCCCAUUUCUAAACUGCAUGAGGUAGGGAGAUCAGAAAUCAAUGGUCUCAAGCAGGGUCUGUUGAGCCUUUUCUGUAAAGGGCCAGAGUAAAUACUUUAGGCUUAUGUGCCAUGUUGUCUCUGCCCCACAUAUAGUCUUACUUUAUAAUGGAAUGUAUGCGACCCUAAAAAUCACGGCACUCUGCAAAACUGCAUAAUAAAACCCACAAGACUUAUGUAUGGGCUUAAGGCACAACCAAAAUGUAAUGAGCGGUGUUUUUUUGUUUUUGUUUUUUUUUUUAAAGAAAGAAGACAGCAUAGUUUUUAUACACUAAAUGGUUAAACACAAAUACAAUAACUAUAGUCCUUUAUCUUCAAAAAGACCUAAAGCUUGCUUCUGGAAGCAGAGGUCAGAAGGAUGUGGAAGGUGGGUUGACACCAGAUGUGGUGUGACUCCCAACCACAUGUUGGAGCUGCAUGCAUUUGUGUACCUGGCCUGGCUCAGCUGGGUGCAGUUUUCUGAUUUUACGUAGUGUUUCUCAAGAACAAAACUGCACAUAAAUAAAUGUGGUAUUUUCUUUAUGAUCAAAUUGUUCUCAAAUGUACUAACUGGGUUGGCACAAAGCCAUACUUUCAAAGACAAACGAGUUCCAGGAUUGUACUCCGCUAGUGCAGCAUGGAGUAGCAAAAGAAACCAUGUAAAUAGAUGGGAGUGGCUGUGUUGCAAUAAAAACUAGA
Molecule: messenger RNA, 3122 nt
Organism: Molossus molossus (Pallas's mastiff bat)
Lineage: Eukaryota; Metazoa; Chordata; Mammalia; Chiroptera; Molossidae
Gene: CCND3
Product: cyclin D3
Exons: 4
Coding region: 1082-1372 (96 amino acids)
Biological process (GO): regulation of cyclin-dependent protein serine/threonine kinase activity; positive regulation of G1/S transition of mitotic cell cycle; mitotic cell cycle phase transition
Cellular component (GO): cyclin-dependent protein kinase holoenzyme complex; cytoplasm; nucleus
Molecular function (GO): cyclin-dependent protein serine/threonine kinase regulator activity
Source: RefSeq, a predicted model, not a curated record